This is a messenger RNA of Suricata suricatta (meerkat), 1728 nucleotides long. RefSeq names its product carbohydrate sulfotransferase 6. The record is from RefSeq and is a predicted model, not a curated record. Lineage: Eukaryota; Metazoa; Chordata; Mammalia; Carnivora; Herpestidae. Gene Ontology annotation, biological process: N-acetylglucosamine metabolic process; keratan sulfate proteoglycan biosynthetic process. Gene Ontology annotation, molecular function: N-acetylglucosamine 6-O-sulfotransferase activity. The transcript has 4 exons. The coding region runs from base 253 to 1074 and encodes 273 amino acids.
CACUGCGCGCCCCUUCAGAGCCUUGGGAGCCCACGGAGCACAUCUGCCCCUGCGGGGUCUCCCAGUGAAGACACGGCGGGCCGUGGACUGGAACCUGGAAGAGGCGAGGUCAAGGCGCCCCUGCCGAGCCUUGGGGGAGAGGUGUCCGCACGACGCCAGCUUCGGGUCCUGAAACGUCGGCGGACACCUUCCAUGGAUCUGUGAUCGAGGUGGGCGGCUCUCCCCACAGCCCUGGACCACAGCCCCCCAGGCAUGUGGCUGCCACGCAUCUCCAGCACGGCCGUGACCGUGCUCCUGCUGGCGCAGACCGCCAUCCUGCUUUUCCUGGUCUCCUGGCCCAGGCCGCCGUCCCCGGCGGGCGGCAAAGAGCGGGUGCACGUGCUGGUGCUGUCCUCGUGGCGCUCGGGCUCGUCUUUCGUGGGCCAGCUCUUCAGCCAGCACCCCGACGUCUUCUACCUGAUGGAGCCCGCGUGGCACGUGUGGACCACCCUGCCGCAGGGCAGCGCGCCGGCGCUGCACAUGGCCGUGCGCGACCUGGUGCGCUCCGUCUUCCUGUGCGACAUGGACGUGUUCGACGCCUACCUGCCGUGGCGCCGCAACCUUUCGGACCUCUUCCAGUUUGCCGUGAGCCGCGCGCUGUGCUCGCCGCCGGCCUGCGCCGCCUUCCCGCGCGGCGCCAUCAGCAGCGACGCGGUGUGCAAGCCGCUCUUCGAGGACCUCGCGCGGGCGCCGCUGCCCGAGAUCCGCGAGCUCUACGGCUUCGCCGGCCUGAGCCUCACGCCGCAGCUCGAGGCCUGGAUCCACAACAUCACGCACGGCUCCGGGCCCGGCGCGCGCCGCGAGGCCUUCAAGACCUCGUCCAGGAACGCGCUCAACGUCUCCCAGGCCUGGCGCCACGCGCUGCCCUUCGCCAAGAUCCGCCGCGUGCAGGAGCUGUGCGCCGGCGCGCUGCGGCUGCUGGGCUACCGGGCCGUGGCCUCCGAGGCCGAGCAGCGGGACCUCGCCGUGGACCUGGUGCUGCCGCUCGGCACCCGCAGCUUCAGCUGGGCGUCGUCCGCCCACCCCCGACCUUAGCACAGGCCCGGGGCGGUGGUGGCGGGAAGGGAGCCGGUCACACAGCACCCAGGCUGCUAGUGGAGGGGCCGGGAGUUUGGGCGUCUCCCCCUGUAGUAGGAAUGGACUGAAUCCCCAAAACUCCCUGUUUCUUUCUUCUUGCUUCUUGAUUUUCCUUUUUGAGCUCUUUAGGAGCGGGGUUCCCGUCAGGUCCAGACUUCAAGGAAAGCAAAACUGCGGCCACACUUCCUCUAGGCACAGGAGAUACAUUCAGACAACUCUGCUGUUACUCAAGUGCUUUCUUCCUAAGUCUCUUUGCCUUUUGGAUGCAUCACCCAACAGCUGACAACGGGGUCCCAGCCCAACCUGGGAGUAGAGGGGCACUGUGCUGAGCUGGCCCCUCAAGUCUGUACACCUCCCCCCCACACCCCAGACUUCUUUAUACCCACAUCCCACCACCAUGCUCUAUCAGAGCUGUUGGCAUUUAUAUUUACUUUUUUCUUUCAGCAAGAAAUCAGACAAGGUGCCUCUUAUCUUUGGUCCCCCUCUAGGCUCUUUCUGCCCCAUCUCCCAGGAGCCCACAUACCCCCUCACCUGCCCAGGUAAAAUGAACCUUUGAGGUGUCCUGACAGUAAAAGUCCCACCCCCCAGAAAUAAAAGUUAAUUAAGCAAACA